Molecule: messenger RNA, 1329 nt
Organism: Morchella importuna
Lineage: Eukaryota; Fungi; Ascomycota; Pezizomycetes; Pezizales; Morchellaceae
Exons: 6
Coding region: 1-1329 (442 amino acids)
Biological process (GO): intracellular calcium ion homeostasis; calcium ion transmembrane transport
Cellular component (GO): fungal-type vacuole membrane
Molecular function (GO): calcium:proton antiporter activity
Source: RefSeq, a predicted model, not a curated record
AUGAUGUGGGCUUUAAGGCGCAAAACAAACACAAUUGCUCGUAGACGUACUAAGAUCAUUCCGGCAGAAGAUAUGAACGGGUACACAAACGGGGAAAGAGAGCCUCUCCUACCGCGCUCCAACGGGUACAACAGCCACAGCUACAGCUUCAUUCAUCGAAGUAAAAUCUCUGUACAGGAGAUCAGCAAAAGCUUUUACUUGAAAUCGAAGCUAGUCCUCUUAAGUAAUUAUGUUAACAUAUUACUUGUUUUUGUGCCAUUGGGUGUAUUAUCUGGAUUCUUGGGCUGGAGUCCAACUGCUACGUUUAUACUAAACUUUUUGGCCAUCAUUCCACUUGCGUCCUUGCUUAGUUUUGCUACCGAGGAGUUGGCCUUGGUUGUGGGCGAAACACUUGGGGGUUUAUUAAAUGCUACAUUUGGAAAUGCUGUCGAGUUGAUUGUCAGCGUGGUCGCUUUGACGAAGGGCGAGAUUAGGAUCGUCCAGGCCAGCAUGCUGGGAAGUAUUCUAUCUAACAUUCUUCUGGUUCUUGGAAUGUGUUUCCUAUUUGGUGGAAUGAAGUAUAAGGAACAAACCUUCAACACUACGGUCGCUUCUACAAUGUCCUCCCUCAUGGCCGUCGCCACUGCCUCAUUAAUCAUUCCUGCGGCGUUCUACUCAACCGUGGAUGUCUCAAAAGAAGAGGGAUUUUCUCUUGUCCUUAAUCUCUCCCGAGGUACUUCGGUUGUUUUACUCAUCCUCUAUAUCCUCUAUCUAGUUUUUCAACUACGUACACACUCCGACUUCUUCGACGCGGAACUUUCUGGGGACCAAAAUAACCAAGAUACCGAAGACGAUCCUGUCCUCACAGUUAUCGAGUCUGGCGUUGUUUUGGUUGCUGUCACACUCGCGGUUGCUGUCUGCGCUGAAUACUUGGUUGGCUCGAUUGACAGUGUUGUUGGGAGCUCUGGAAUUAGCAAAACAUUCAUCGGAUUGAUCUUGAUACCAAUCGUUGGAAAUGCAGCUGAGCACGUUACAGCUGUGGUGGUGGCGAUGAAAAACAAGAUGGAUCUUGCAAUUGGAGUUGCGAUAGGAAGUAGCAUGCAGAUUGCACUUCUUGUUACACCAGCCCUCGUUAUUCUCGGAUGGAUUAUUGGGCAGCCAAUGAGCCUUUACUUUCAAACUUUCGAAACAGUGGUUUUCUUCAUGAGCGUUCUUAUUACAAAUUAUCUGAUACAAGAUGGAAAGAGCAAUUAUCUCGAGGGGGCUAUGCUAUUGGGAAUAUACACCAUAAUUGGGAUAAGUUUCUAUGUGUACCCAGAUUCAGCUGGAAAUUCGGGUCCACCCUAUUAA